UCGGUUUCCAUAGUAACAAGCAAAGUUUUGUUUAGUGUUGCUAUUUGAUCGCUGUUCACGAGAGCACCUUUCUACAUCCUCGUUGUCGUCUGAUUUUAACUUCUUAUAUUCAUAUUUGUGUUAUUAAUAUCUAUUAUAGUUGUGAUUAAUUACUUGCUGACCAUUAUCUGUUCAUUUCUAUUGCAUUUCUGCCAAUUUAUUACAUUAAUUGCAUCUGUUUGUGUGCAGGGGCAUCAGAACGCAACAUGCCGUGUGUUCAUUAUAAGUUUGUCAGUAAACUUACACACGACACUGUGAUCUUUGAGGGCCUUCACAUCACUCUCGGAGAUUUGAAACGACAAAUCAUGAGACGAGAGAAACUGAAGCGAUGUGACCUGCGCAUCUCCAACGAGCAAACUGAUGAAGAAUACACUGAUGAUUCAGACAUCAUCCCCAGUAACACUAUGGUGACCGUCAGAAGAAUCCCUGGCACUGGGGUGAAAUCCACAUAUAACAGACCUGCAAAUAACUGGUCUAAACCAUCAAGUGGAUCUUCAAAAGCACAAGUGAAUGGUUCUUCAUUGUCACUGGAGCAGCUUUUCAAGACGGAGAAUCUGGCUGAGGCAAAGGCAUCAGAGGAGGACAAAAUUAAAGCUGUCAUGUUCCAGUCCAGCCGCUGUUACUAUUCUACCAAUGAAGCACUCAAGCUGGUUGGAGGCCUUCCACCAAACUAUGUGUGCUAUAACUGUGGCGUACCUGGGCAUCACAUCAGAAUCUGCCCAAAGACACGGGAUCCAGCAUUUAUUGGGGGUAAGCGCAUACGGAGAAGCGCAGGAAUUCCUGUCAGCUUCUUAAUGGAGGUGGAUGACCACAACAUGAAGGGAGUGAUGCUGAGCAGCAGUGGAAAGCAUGUCAUUCCCAUUAUCAACGCUGAGGCUUAUGCAACUCAAAAGAAAGAAGAUCCGCCCUUCUUACCCAGGAGUGAGUCCUCCACAUCCACCCCAGAUGAAGAUCCGGUGCCCGAUGCUCUGCUGUGUCAGAUCUGCAAAGAUCUCAUGACUGACGCUGUGAUGACGCCCUGUUGCAGCAACAGCUUCUGCGAUGAGUGUAUUCGAACGUGUCUGCUGGAUUCAGAUGAACAUGUUUGUCCCAGCUGCACAAAGUGUCAUGUGUCUCCUGAUGAUUUGAAUGUAAACAUGUUCUUACGGCAGGAAGUGAACUGUUUUAAGAACAGAGCCGAGGGGUCUGGUUUCUCACACUCCCGAAAACCCAUGAACUCUUUUACGGCGUGUUCCUCCACAAGCCAAAGUCUCAGCCAUCGGUCCAGCUCAGUCGUUUCUGAACCCCACGGAUCCCGCACCAACUCAUCCUCCGGUAAGAGGCGACGGGGUUUGCGUGAUGAUGGCAGUGAAGACAAUGACUCCGGACCUCUGCUCAAGAAAUCCAAGAAUGCUUUCUGAUGAAGAACAUCCAGGGAGAUUCAUCAUUAUGUAUAUAUUAUGUAUAUAGUUACAGUAGAUAUCAUAGACAUAUAGAAUUAAUAAAUAUUUAGAAUUUUACAUUUAAUACAGGUUUGAAGAGUGUUUAGUAAAUGCACGCACACACACACACACACAAAAUA
This is a messenger RNA of Triplophysa dalaica, 1600 nucleotides long. Its product is annotated as E3 ubiquitin-protein ligase RBBP6-like. Gene Ontology annotation, biological process: protein ubiquitination; ubiquitin-dependent protein catabolic process; mRNA processing. Bases 246 to 1439 code for a protein of 397 amino acids. NCBI's taxonomy places the organism in Eukaryota, Metazoa, Chordata, Actinopteri, Cypriniformes, Nemacheilidae. Gene Ontology annotation, cellular component: nucleus. The record is from RefSeq and is a predicted model, not a curated record. The transcript is spliced from 10 exons. Gene Ontology annotation, molecular function: zinc ion binding; ubiquitin protein ligase activity; nucleic acid binding.